AAAAGUUUAGUGAACAGAGUUGACAUACUGGUGACCAUGGAGGAAAAACAGAGCAGCACGGACACAAAUUUUACUCCAGACCCAGGGGGAGCAGAAACAACACAAGAUUGUCCACGUGACCCCAGUUCAGAGGAAAUAAUCAGCAGACAGAUGAGUGAACAGGGCCGGUUUGCUUAUGCUGCUCUGUGUGGUGUCUCUCUGGGCCAGUUGUUUACUGGAUCUGAAAACAGUGUUUUCAGGGAGCAGUAUCUGCAGGGCUUGGUGCGCUGGCUGGACCUGGAUGAGUCCGUGAUGCCAGUUAUGGGGGCUUUCCUGUCAGGUCUGGGCUUUGAAGGCUCGGACACCUUCCUCUCCAUCUUACAGGCUGAACCACUGCUGGCCUCUGGAUCCACCCCUAUCAUACAGGAUCUGGUGUCUUUUUCUGUCAAGGACGGCCAGUAUGAUGCCAGAUCAAGAGUUCUCAUCCGUCAUGUCAGCUUUCUGCUUCGAGUCCUUCCACAGCAGCUGGAGGAGUUUGAGGAAACGCUGGGAGAGAGGCUGAGGGAAGGAGGAGAGGAGAGCGAAGAGGAGUCCUCUCGGCGGCAGAAGAGAGAAAGAGGGCGAAAGUUACGACGCUACCUCCUCAUUGGACUAGCCACCGUGGGCGGAGGAACUGUGAUAGGUGUGACAGGUGGGCUGGCGGCCCCGUUGGUGGCGGCAGGGGCCAGUGCUGUGCUGGGGGCUGGGGGGGCUGCAGCUCUGGGAUCAGCCACUGGCAUUGCAAUCAUGGCCUCUCUGUUUGGAGCAGCAGGAGCUGGAUUGACUGGAUAUAAGAUGAAGAAGUGUGUCGGGGCAAUAGAGGAAUUUGAGUUCCUGCCACUGAACUCUGGGAAGCAUCUCCAUCUGACCAUUGCAGUGACGGGUUGGCUCUGCAGUGGAAAAUACAGUUCGUUCCAGGCCCCGUGGUGCAGCCUGGGCGAGUGUGGAGAACAGUACUGCCUGGUAUGGGAGUCCCGUUUCCUCAGGGAUCUGGGCUCAGCCAUGGCCUCUCUGUUGGACGGGCUGGUAGGCAUGGUGGCCCAAGAGGCGCUCAAGUACACAGUGCUCUCAGGCAUCGUGGCGGCUCUGACCUGGCCGGCGUCUUUGCUGGCAGCAGCCAGCGUCAUUGACAACCCCUGGUGUGUUUGUCUGAACCGCUCAGCUGAGGUGGGGAAACACCUGGCACAGGUUUUGAGAAGCAGACAGCAGGGGAAGCGGCCUGUCAGCCUCAUAGGUUUCAGUCUUGGGGCCAGAGUUAUCUACUACUGUCUACAGGAGCUUGCCAGUGACCAAGGUUGUGAAGGGGUAGUGGAGGAUGUGGUCCUUUUGGGGGCCCCUGUGGACGGCUCUGAAAAGGCCUGGGAGAGAAUGACCAGGGUGGUCGCUGGAAAAAUAGUGAACGGCUACUGCAGGGGGGACUGGCUCCUGGGGUUCUUGUACCGAAGUUCAGCUGCACAACUGUGCGUUGCUGGGCUACAGCCAAUCAACAUCCAGGAUCGGCGAAUAAUCAACGUGGAUCUCUCCUCCGUGGUGAAAGGUCACUUGGAUUACAUGCGUCAGAUGGACACCAUCUUGGUGGCAGUAGGAGUUCCCACUAAAGAAGUCCCGGGAACCUCCUUUGCUCUUCCUCAGCCUGUAACCAUCACAAAGGGAACAGGGGACGUCCCUGACCAGCAACAAGAGACGGAGACACAAAGCCAAGUGGAGGAGGCUGGUACAGGAGAGAGAAGUGGAGGCGUGAAAGAGGUGGCAGAGACAGAGGAGAUGGGUGACGGUUGGGAUAUCCCUGAUAUUUCGGACCUGCUGGACUCAUUAAAUGAUACAGAAUCAAACAACAAUUCACCACUUGCUUGUGAGGAGAAGGCAACAAAUGGCGACUCAGCGUCUGCUUUUAAUUCCUCGCGUGACGGUGUGGCAGACUCUGAUAACGAACACAUAUCAUGGAGCUGGGAUGAUACACACUGGACUGUAGAGCACACACACAAACAAAGGCAGCCAAACUUGUAAAGAGCAUGUUACAGGACCGGCUGCUUCCCUGUAAAAUCUCAUCCUCUCACGUUUUUUUUUCAGCGUCCGAGUUUCGUCUGAGGAAAUUACAUUCUUAACACAAUGACAUGCCAGAGAUGGCUAAAGAGUCAAUUCACACAUAGGGUCGCCCCGAGUGAAAGCCCCCUGUGAAUUAACUGCAUUGUUUAACCUCAAAAUAAUGGUUUUAUAGUAAUGUAUUAAUUUAACCCUUUUAAAGCUGAGCAAAUUGGCUUGAUUUCUUUCAAAACAUAGGAAGAAGCCAA
Plectropomus leopardus (leopard coralgrouper) is the source of this 2309-nucleotide messenger RNA. It is a transcript of the gene tmco4, whose product is annotated as transmembrane and coiled-coil domains 4. Lineage: Eukaryota; Metazoa; Chordata; Actinopteri; Perciformes; Serranidae. The record is from RefSeq and is a predicted model, not a curated record.